Molecule: messenger RNA, 2181 nt
Organism: Suillus subaureus
Lineage: Eukaryota; Fungi; Basidiomycota; Agaricomycetes; Boletales; Suillaceae
Exons: 6
Coding region: 1-2181 (726 amino acids)
Source: RefSeq, a predicted model, not a curated record
AUGGGGGACUCUCCUAUCCGACGACUGUCCACCACCAGCUCAAACAGCAGCCUGAAGCGAGAAGAAGAUCUCAUCAAUGCCUACGAAGCAGAAGAAGAACGGAUCAUCAACGUAUUGUCUCGCAAACUCGAGCAGCUUCGUGAGGAGAAAAUUCAACUCGAAAACGCGCUCGAGGCAGAGUCGGAAUCUCAUGUGAAUAGGCUUAGUCGGGAAUUGUCUGCGCUUCGACUUCAGCAGCAGCGGCAGCAACAGCAACAGCAAUCCGGGACAAAUGGGACCACCGUUCCUCCAGACCAUAGUGUGGGAGUUCCGAUGUUUAUGGCUGGUCGGGACCCUAUGGUCCCAAGUGCAGAAGUCAUGCUGGAAGCCAUGAGACGGGAGAACGAGCAAUUGCGCAACCGCCUAGUUGACACAGAAAGAGAUUAUGUACGAGUAUCGCGGUUAAAUGAGGUGUAUCGUGAAGAGCUCCUUGAACAUAGGAGACGGCUCGGUCUGUCAGUCGACAACCUUGUUGGUCUGUCCUCGGCAGAUCCGUAUUCACAGCCUACGCAUCGACGAUCUGUGUCCAACCUAUCAUCGCCCAGUACAUCUGUGACGCAACCUUCACAAGCGAUCCAUGGUGUCCCUAUCCCCCGACCUUCCUCUUCGAUACGGCGCCCAAUGAACAAUAUGUCGGAAAGCAAUACACCAUUAUCGCACUCUCCUUCCUCAACAGAGUCACCAUUCCCGUUCUCGCCUAUUAUCGGAACAAAUCCUACAAGUUAUGUUAGUAAUGGGACGCACAUGACGACGCCACCAUCGUCUACUUCGCUGACGUCAAAUCCUCCAUCAACAUUCACUAUUCCUCAUAUGUUGUCCUAUCCCUCGGUACCACCGCCAUCAUUAUCUUCUUCGUACGGGUCGCCUGUGGUGUCGUACAUACCGCAUCGCGACCACUCACUGUCUCCUGUGGUCCCUCUAAGUAGGCGCAGUUCGAACGCACGAGGAAGCAUUGAGCGUCGCUUCGCGGACCCGAUGAGUAUCAGGAAUAACAGGAGUCGGAGCAGACAUGAGAGUGUUGAGAGGGGCGCACGCGUCGCGGAGACAGGACAAUUGAUUCCUCGGUCUCGCCGUGACAGUCAAAGCCUUUUGAGUCACGUAUUGGCGCGGUAUAAAAUCGCGUCGGGGGAGCAUCGCCCCUUUUUUUCAAUGUCUUACCAGUACCCAUACACCCAAGGAAAUAUGUCAAUGCCCCCAACACCCACAACACCAUACUCAUGGGAGACGACAGAACUCAACAACGACAUUCCAGAGCAGCUUGAUCAUCAUCAGCCUACUCAACACGCUUUGAAUCCACAGCAACAACCUCAAAAUAUAUACGCCAUAUCGCCUCCUAUGAUUGAGCUUCAAGAGCACGUGCCCAUUGUUCCAAGUCAACGCCGAAGUGAGGUCCCACAGCACCUGCAUCGUGUGUCAUCAGUGUCAGGGACUUCUUCAAGAAGACAAAAUGUCAUGUCCCAAGAUAUGAGGCCUCAUAUACACGUUGAUACGAUGCGCAACAUGGCAGCUAGCACUAGUCCGCCUUCUGGCCCACCAUCUGCUAGUGGUGUGCAUUCAGUCGGACCAGUGCGAGCGAAAUUACCACCCGCACACAAUAUGGUGCAUCCAUAUCGUCGCCCCCAGAGUGCGAACCCAAGACGAGAGAAUGAAUCAAAUCCACACGUGAGAUAUCCAAGUAGCAGUUACACACCAGAUCCGUCGGGACUAGCAGCCCGAACACCCACUCCUGCCUCAUUACAUAGAACCGCCAUUAUCAGCCCAUCCCAUGUCAUCCCGCCUAUACCAUCCAACGCGACAUUUAUACCCAGAGCCGAUUACUUCUUUUGCAGCGAGAGUAGAGUGACAACAGCAAUGUUUGAACUUCCAGGAGUGAAGAAGAGCGACCUGAAGAUUGAAUUAUCAAGAUUGCAGAACGGUGUGAAACAAGUGUCAAUCACAGGAGAAUCCCGACAGCCACUUCCAGACGGUUUGAUAGCACUCAAGGAACGCAAGUACGGCAAGUUUCGCAGAGUAAUUCCCGUUCGUCAUGAUACCCAGGCGAAAGACGUCUCCGUCGCUUUAGAGGACGGUGUUCUCAUUCUUCGCAUUCACCUCGGACCACCGCUCGAGCCUGAAGAGUCAGAAAUGAUACCUAUACCAUAA